CAUGCUUCCCAGUGACAUUCGCAGGCUGUGAGAGGGAGCAGCGCUGCCGCCCGCCCAGCGUGUGCCCGCGGGUGCCGAGUGCCGCCCGAGCAGCGCUGCGCCCCGCGCCCGCGGGGGAUGGGGCAGCGCCCGGCCCCGCAGAGCCCCGAGCCCCGAGCCCGGCGUGCCUGAGCUCGGAUCACGCUGCUGGGCUCGCCGCAUCACUCGUGCUCCUCUCGUGUCUCUCAGCUUCUCGCCCCCGGGCCGUGGCCUCCAGCCGCGGGGUCAGACCUCUGGCCGCCCCACCCUGGCCGGGGCUCCUGCGUGAGCUGCGAGCGGUGCUCUGCUGGAGCCUGGGGAUCUGCAGUGGGUGAUGCAGUGGGAGCCGUGUGGUGCCUGGCUGGGGAUGCUGUGGGAAUGCUUGGCUCUCUGAGCACAAAGUGACUGCAACUGACACGAGCUUGGGACUACUUCUCAGAAGAUGCCCUCCGUGUCUCCGGUCAUUCCUCUCCGGCCUCACCGCAGAAUAUUUGGAGUUGCUAGCUUUCUUCUGCCGAGGGGGGACAAAGGCAGGGGCCUUCAGAGGGUUAAGAGCAUCUGCUUUUACGCCAAGUGUUUGAGCAGGAAAUAAUCUGCAGAGAUACAUGUGCAGCAAUUCAACCGCUGCUGCUCUCGUAGGCUGCUGCUGCAGUUCGGUGUGUGAGAGGAACCGUGCUGCUCACAGAAGAUGCCUUCUUGGUGUGUCCGAAUCUCCAGGCAUGGCAGCAGAGCCCCGGCUGUCUGAGCUGGGGUAAAUGUCUCCAUCCAAGAGGAAUUAUGUUGACUUGCUGGCUCUGUCGGCUCACGGAGGACUGGGAGAUUACUCAUGAAAGAAGCCUAGUUGUGCCCCUUCCCUGUGUGGCUACAUCGAACAGCUAUGUCUGGAUCUGUGCUCCCAUCCUGUCUACUUCCCAAACUUGGGAACUGUUUUUCCUCAAAUCCAAUCAAAGAGGUUUCCCCAGCAUGUUCAGCCCAGUGUCAUCCCCAGGCUCAGAGUGCUUUGAGAAGAGCCCACUGAAAUCCUGCUAGGAGGGGCCUGAGCCACAGGCAGAACAAACCUGCCCAGCUCAUCACCAAACCUCCUUUGGAGCAGCUGCCAGAGGGGCUGAAUUCCCUGUUUCCUGCUGUACUGCCCAGAUCCUGUUCCAUGUGGGCAAGGCUUGUUUACACCCGUGUCCCCGUGGUUCCGCGUGAGAUCCUCACCCUGUGCAUCCAUGGCCUCUCCCUUCUCCUGUCCCAGCUAGCAGCGCGCCAUCACCACCCACCAGAUGUGCAAGUGGCUGCAAAGAGCUCCCUUCCCUGAGCACAGGUGCUCUCUUUCAAGAAAAAACCCUAAGACCUUCUGUCUCAAAGGACUGACUCUAAAAGACUUGCAAGGAAAACCUAUGGCAGUUUGCAGUACUGGACGAGUUUCACUUUUCCCAAAGUAAUAUGAGAGCAGAAUGGUGAACUUGGAAACCAGCUGGAGAUUGAAAAGUCUCUUUUCCCUUGAGGUUGGUGGUCAGUGGUCAUCCUCUACCACACCCAAGGAAACUAGAAGAGCUCCACACUAACUUCUGUAAGGUCUCCUUCACUAUGGAAGAUCAAAUUAUUUUCUGGCUCAGGUUUUGUGAUGUUCGGCAUCUGCCUUGGACCUGGAAUUUGGAAAAAGGAUCGUCUCUGAAGCACAGUUAAGAGACAGAGAAACCAGCCCCAGACAAUGAGCACUUUAAGUAGCACUGGAAUAUUGCUCAGCUUAACAACAGUGUCGGUUACACUGGAUUUUAGUUUGCAUGGUGGUCUGAUGGCUUGGUCCUUAAGCAGCAAUUUGACUCUGAACCAGAGUUUGCCUACAUCUGAUACUCUUAACACCUCUGAGAAGGCUGAAGUCUCUCGGAUGUCCCUGAGGGAGAAGAAUUGGCCAGCCCUGCUGAUCUUGGUUGUCAUCCUGCUGACCAUUGGGGGGAACAUACUGGUAAUUAUGGCUGUGUCCUUGGAGAAGAAGUUGCAGAAUGCCACAAACUUCUUCCUGAUGUCGCUGGCAGUAGCAGACAUGCUGGUGGGUAUCCUGGUCAUGCCCGUGUCGCUCAUUGCAGUCCUGUAUGAUUACGCUUGGCCUUUGCCUAAACAGUUGUGCCCUAUAUGGAUUUCCCUAGAUGUACUCUUUUCAACUGCAUCUAUUAUGCAUCUCUGUGCCAUCUCUCUUGAUCGGUACGUAGCAAUUCGCAAUCCCAUUGAGCACAGCCGCUUCAAUUCCCGCACCAAGGCCAUUAUGAAAAUUGCUGCAGUUUGGACCAUAUCCAUAGGGAUAUCUAUGCCUAUUCCGGUUAUUGGUUUGCAGGAUGAUUCCCGGGUGUUUGUAAAUGGGACCUGCGUCCUUAACGAUGAGAACUUCGUCCUCAUUGGAUCCUUCAUGGCUUUCUUCAUCCCUCUCAUCAUCAUGGUGAUCACAUAUUGCCUGACUGUUCAGGUGCUGCAGAGACAGGCCACGGUGUUCAUGUGUGGAGAGGUGCCCAAGCAGAGGAGGAGCAGCGUGAACUGCCUCAAGAAGGAAAACAACACAGAGAACAUUUCAAUGCUUCACAAUCAUGAGGGGGCCUCCCACUUGAACUCCCCUGUAAAUAAGGAGGCAGUGCUUUUCCGGAAAGGAACGAUGCAAUCCAUCAACAAUGAGCGAAGAGCCUCCAAGGUCCUGGGCAUUGUCUUCUUUUUGUUCCUCAUCAUGUGGUGUCCGUUUUUCAUCACUAAUGUCAUGUCUGUCCUUUGCAAGGAAGCCUGCGAUAAAGACCUGUUGAGUGAGCUCCUUGACGUGUUUGUUUGGGUUGGGUACGUGUGCUCAGGGGUCAAUCCCCUGGUGUACACCCUCUUCAACAAAACCUACCGCAGGGCUUUCUCCAAUUACAUCCGCUGCCAAUAUAGACCUGGUAAAAAAUCAGCAUUGCGGCAGAAUCAGUGUCUGAACGUGGCUUCAACAGCUUUGUAUGGCAAAGACCUGACUUUAACUAGUUAUCGAAAUGGCAAUGAAUUCAAUAGUAUGGAACUAGAUGAAGCUGAGGAGGGCCUUGAGAUGCAACCAGGGACUUCAGAGCUCUCCAUAAACAGCUGUAAUGUUGUAAGUGAACGAGUGAGCUGUGUGUAAAAGAGACUCUCACAGACCUUUGCUACAGUGUAUCUGUAGCCAAAAUAUAUUGUGUAAAAAUGUAAGUGUCAGUCAAAGGACAAUGUAAAUAUUGCAUUCUGAAAAAGCUUUUGGGUUUUUUUAAAGAGAAAAAAGAAUUGUCUUUCCAGUCCAGUACUUAAAAUAAUAUAUAUUAAUAUACUGCAGUGAAGUUUAAGGUUCUAUAUUUACUGUUAAUACUAGAUCAGAACUAUUAGUUACUUUGCAUAUGUCAUGGACAAAAUGUUUGAAUUCUUCUUCCAGUGCAUGAACAAAAAUGCUGAAUAUUUAUCUCAGGUGGAAUUUGCUGGAGUCCAGAAUGGCACGUUAAUAGUUAUAUAUCAAAUACAUGCUAUUAGACUUGGUCAGUAUAACUUUCUUUUUCAAGUUGACAGUAAAUAUAUACUUUAAAUCCUCACCCCUAUUUGUGCCGUGUAAAGACUUUACAGAAACCUGGCAGAGAGACAUCACAACAGCGUAGUGGCCGUGCAGGCACUGGCCAGACAUGUCCUGUUAUGUGUAAUGGCUUCUGCCAUACUGUGUCAGUCUUGCACUUCAAGGGACCUUUGUCAGAUUCUGGCUCCCUCUCCAAUCCUGCUGGUUUUUUUCCAUUCCUCAGGAGGCUUUGGCUCCCCUAAGAAAGGGCAGGGAAUGUGGUUUUGCAGUCCUGCCUGGGAUCAAUCUCAGACUUGGAGGAGAAUUGUGAGAAGCAGAGCAACCCCCAGUUAUCUACUUCAAACACUGAGUAAAUGGAAGGCCUAGGACUCAUUAAAAGCCCUCCUCUGGUCUUGCAGACAACCAUCAGCUCUGGGAUAGAGCAGGCUGUGCUCAGCGUGGCCAGCACUGCCUUCACAGUUUGCUGGAGGACCAGGGGCUUUGGCUUAUCUGGUCUGGCUUUGGAAGAGCCAAAUCUCUGCUCUUCUCACUCCUCACAUCUAGUUAUUCUUUAGCUGGGUUAGCAUUUGCUUUUAUUUUCCAGCACAAUACUGGUGACAAAACACUUGUUUUGGGCACAGAGUAGAAGGUUCUCUGUGUGUGGUGCUGGCCAGGAUCAAGCUGUGAGGAGCAGGAUGUGCCUGCCUGGGGAAUGCUGGAGAGAGGCAUAAGAGAGGGUCCCUGCUCCUGUCUCAGCAGGGGGUGGGCAGAGAUGAACAGAGCAUGUGAUGGGAAUCAUUUGCUAGUGACACGGUUCUAAGGCAAAUUAUGACUAUGGACAGCAGGGAAGCAGACCUGGUGCUAGUCUGCAUAGAGUAUGAAUCUGGAGUAACUUUAAAUUUUGAUUUAUUCCAUUUUACUCCCAAAGUAACAUAUUAACAUAUCAUAUUAACACCACUUGCAUCUUUAAUGAAAGCAUCCACAUUGGGAUUGAAUGUAUUUUAAGUAAUCUGCUUUUAAUACACACCAUGUAUAAUAUGAAUCAAUUUUCCUCUGCAUUCCUGUGUACACAAACCCUCCAAGGCACUCUGUCUUUCUGGCACUGUGCCUCUGGGGUGAUGCCUCUCAUGCAGAUUUCCUAAUGUGGAGUAUUGUUGAAUGCCAGAUAUCACCCAUAAGGUUUUUUUUUAAUCUUCAUUAACUGCUACACAGAUGCUACAGUGCCCAUCUAACAUAGAUGCAUUUAGCAUCACUGACAGCCUCUGGCUAAGAUAAUUGUCAGAACAGAGAAGCUUACACUAGGCAUGGAUAAAUCACAUUUUAUUUACAUGAAUUGCUUGUCCACUCAGCUUGCUGUGUUCAUUCCAUUAAAACUAAUUUGUAGAAGAAAUAGAAAAUUCUGCCAGUGCUUGAGGUGGUGUUGUGCUAUUGCAUGGCUGUGUGCAGCUACAACCUUGCUGAGGCCACUACUAAAACACAACAUCUGGGUUGUAUCUGCUGCUGGGUUGAUCCCAGAAUGAUGCACUGAAGUUGAUCAUCUUUUCUCCCUCAUCCCCUCCUGGGAUAAAUCCAUAGUACUUCCUGAAGGCAGAAGAGGUAUCCCAGUGGCAGAAGGCAGCAGACCUGCUCCAUGUGCCAGCCUGCAGAUACCACCAUGGGCUUGAAUGCUUGGGAAUCCACUUGCCUCUCCCAAAAGGUCAGGUAGUCAGCAGGAAAAUCACUGGCCAGAGACACAGUUGCACCUUCAGCAACUGCCCUUUACCCCGAGUCAGAUUUUAUUUUCUCAAAAAGUACAGAAAAAAUCAGAAAAAUCACAGUGCAUUUUAAUUUUUUCCCCCUCUCUUCCAAAUGUGAAUAUGUGUGUAUAUAUAUAGACAUAUAGAUAUAUAUAAGUACAGACACAUAUAAGUAUAGACACAUAUAUAUAUAAAUACAAACUCACACAUUUGUGUGAGUUUGUGCUUAUAUAUAUAUACACACACACACACAUAUAUAUAUCUUUAAGAACCAACCACAGACUUUGAAAGCAUUUAGCAAUAAGCUGAAUUACAGUAGCUUCUAGCACAUGUGUAAGUUGUGUGAAUAGCUCAUUUUCCACCUGGAGCUCAGUGUAAGUGUUCACACAGGCAUUGUCUUCACAUGGGAGCCCUUAUGUCUCACCCUUGCCUGUUCUGUUGUAUGGGCAAAAAGGGAACCUGCUAUAUUUCAAUGUAAAUAAUGAGAAUUGAACAGAGAAUUUUCAGAGUUUUUAUAAGUGUUUUUAAAAAAAAUCAGCACCAGAACUGUAAAUAUGCCAACCUCAGCCGGACCCGUUCUGAUGUCCAUCUCUUGUCUGGAUGAAGAGCCAAGGGGAUUGACUGCCUUACAGCACCUGCAUUAUUCCCAGCCAGCAGAGGAGAGGAUUUCUCUGAAUGGUUAAAUACUGUCACAUACCCAACUUUCUUUGGGUCAUUCACAUCAGGGUUUUGUGAUGCUGCUAUUAAUUUAUUAAAGAAAGUUUGUUGGUUUAA
This is a messenger RNA of Taeniopygia guttata (zebra finch), 6039 nucleotides long. The record is from RefSeq and is a predicted model, not a curated record. NCBI's taxonomy places the organism in Eukaryota, Metazoa, Chordata, Aves, Passeriformes, Estrildidae.